Molecule: messenger RNA, 2830 nt
Organism: Nomascus leucogenys (northern white-cheeked gibbon)
Lineage: Eukaryota; Metazoa; Chordata; Mammalia; Primates; Hylobatidae
Gene: IL23R
Product: interleukin 23 receptor
Biological process (GO): cytokine-mediated signaling pathway
Cellular component (GO): external side of plasma membrane
Molecular function (GO): protein binding; cytokine receptor activity
Source: RefSeq, a predicted model, not a curated record
AGGCAGUGAGGAAAGAAGACAUGACACAGCCAACAAGGAUGGCAGCCUGGCUCUGAAGUGGAAUUAUGUGCUUCAAACAGGUUGAAAGAGGGAAACAGUCUUUUCCUGCUUCCAGACAUGAAUCAGGUCACUAUUCAGUGGGAUGCAGUAAUAGCCCUUUACAUACUCUUCAGCUGGUGUCAUGGAGGAAUUACAAAUAUAAACUGCUCUGGCCACAUCUGGGUAGAACCAGCCACAAUUUUUAAGAUGGGUAUGAAUAUCUCUAUAUAUUGCCAAGCAGCAAUUAAGAACUGCCAACCAAGGAAACUUCAUUUUUAUAAAAAUGGCAUCAAAGAAAGAUCUCAGAUGACAAGGAUUAAUAAAACAACAGCUCGGCUUUGGUAUAAAAACUUUCUGGAACCACAUGCUUCUAUGCACUGCACUGCCGAAUGUCCCAAACAUUUUCAAGAGACACUGAUAUGUGGGAAAGACAUUUCUUCUGGAUAUCCACCAGAUGUUCCUGAUGAGGUAACCUGCAUCAUUUAUGAAUAUUCAGGCAACAUGACUUGCACCUGGAAUGCUGGGAAGCUCACCUACAUAGACACAAAAUAUGUGGUGCAUGUGAAGAGUUUAGAGACAGAAGAAGAGCAACAGUAUCUCACCUCAAGCUAUAUUAACAUCUCCACUGAUUCAUUACAAGGUGGCAAGAAGUACUUGGUUUGGGUCCAAGCAGCAAACGCACUAGGCAUGGAAGAGUCAAAACAACUGCAAAUUCACCUGGAUGACAUAGUGAUACCUUCUGCAUCCAUCAUUUCCAGGGCUGAGACUAUAAAUGCUACAGUGCCCAAGACCAUAAUUUAUUGGGAUAGUCAAACAACAAUUGAAAAGAUUUCCUGUGAAAUGAGAUACAAGGCUACAACAAACCAAACUUGGAACGUUAAAGAAUUUGACACCAAUUUUACAUAUGUGCAACAGUCAGAAUUCUACUUGGAGCCAAACAUUAAGUACGUAUUUCAAGUGAGAUGUCAAGAAACAGGCAAAAGGUACUGGCAGCCUUGGAGUUCACCGUUUUUUCAUAAAACACCUGAAACAGUUCCCCAGGUCACAUCAAAAUCAUCCCAACAUGACACAUGGAAUUCUGGGCUAACAGUUGCUUCCAUCUCUACAGGACACCUUACUUCUGACAACAGAGAAGACAUUGGACUUUUACUGGGAAUGAUUGUCUUUGCUGUUAUGUUGUCAAUUCUUUCUUUGAUUGGGAUAUUUAACAGAUCACUCCGAACUGGGAUUAAAAGAAGGAUCUUAUUGUUAAUACCAAAGUGGCUUUAUGAAGAUAUUCCUAAUAUGAAAAACAGCAAUGUUGUGAAAAUGCUACAGGAAAAUAGUGAACUUAUGAAUAAUAAUUCCUGUGAGCAGGUCCUCUAUGUUGAUCCCAUGAUUACAGAGAUAAAAGAAAUCUUUAUCCCAGAAUGCAAGCCCACAGACUGCAAGAAGGAGAAUACAGGACCCCUGGAGACAAGAGACGGCCUGGAAAACUCGCUAUUCGACAAUACUACGGUUGUAUAUAUUCCUGAUCUCAACACUGGAUAUAAACCCCAAAUUUCAAAUUUUCUGCCUGGGGGAAACCGUCUCAGCAAUAGUAAUGAAAUCACUUCCUUAACACUUAAACCACCAGCCGAUUCCUUAGACUCAGGAAAUAAUCCCAGGUUACAAAAGCAUCCUAAUUUUGCUUUUUCUGUUUCAAGUGUGAAUUCACUAAGCAACCCAUUAUUUCUUGGAGAAUUAAGCCUCAUAUUAAAUCAAGGAGAAUGCAGUUCUCCUGCCAUACAAAACUCAGUAGGGGAGGAAACCAGCAUGCUUCUGGGAAACGAUUCACCCAGUGAAACUAUUCCAGAACAGACCCUGCUUCCUGAUGAGUUUGUCUCCUGUUUGAGGAUCGUGAAUGAGGAGUUGCCAUCUAUUAAUUCUUAUUUUCCACAAAAUAUUUUGGAAAGCCACUUCAAUAGGAUCUCACUCUUGGAAAAGUAGAGCUGUGUGGUCAAAAUCAAUAUGAGAAAGCUGCCUUGCAAUCUGAACUUGGGUUUUCCCUGCAAUAGAAAUUGAAUUCUGCCUCUUUUUGAAAAAAAAUGUAUUACAUACGAAUCUUCAUGUGGACACAUUUUCACUUCCCUUGGAUAAAUACCUAGGUAGGGGAUUGCUGGGCCGUAUGGUAAGCAUGUGUUUCAGUUCUACCAGUCGAGUAGUGACAUUUCUGUGCUCCUACCAUCACCAGGUAAGAUUUCCAGGAGCUCCACGCCCUUUUAAUUUUAGCCAUUCUUCUGCCUCAUUUCUUAAAAUUAGAGAAUUUAGGUUCCGAAGGUGGAACAGGCUUCAUGGUCACACAUACAGGCACAAAAACAGCAUUAUUUGGAUGCCUCAUAUUUUUAAUAAAGAGUCAACUAUUUCCUCUUUAUUUUCCCUCAUUGAAAGAUGCAAAACAGCUCUCUACUGUGUACAGAAAGGGUAAAUAAUGCAAAAUACCUGGUAGUAAAAUAAAUGCUGAAAAUUUUCCUUUAAAAUAGAAUCCUUAGGCCAGGCGUGGUGGCUCACGCCUAUACUCCCAGCACUUUGGUAGGCUGAGGUAGGUGGAUCACCUGAGGUCAGGAGUUCGAGUCCAGCCUGGCCAACAUGUUGAAACCCUGUCUCUACUAAAAUUACAAAAAUUAGCCGGGCAUGGUGGCAGGUGCUUGUAAUCCCAGCUACUUGGGAGGCUGAGGCAGGAGAAUCACUUGAACCAGGAAGGCAGAGGUUGCACUGAGCUGAGACUGUGCCACUGCACUCCAGCCUGGACAACAAGAGCAAAACUCCGUCU